GUGCAACUAUUCACAAAUGCGCAGAGAGCUAAUACGCGUGUCAAAAAUCAAAUGCACAGGACGCGAUUUACAUAUAAAUGGCGGGCAAAGUGUUUUUUAGUAGAAGAAAAAAAAAGUUUUUUAUUUUUAAAAUUGCCAUCAAAAGUGUACAGGACAAAAUAAACUGCUCACGUGAAAAACUGGAGGAAGCACAUCGUGAACUGGAUGAGAAGGCUCAGCUCCUGGCUGAAACACAACUGCAGUUUGCAUUGAUGACUAAGCGACAAGAUCAGCUGGAAAGGCAUAAAGAGGAACUCCUCGGACUGCAGAGAGAUCUCAAAGAAAACCUGGACAGGCUGAAAAGAGAAUCCCGAGAAGAAAGAGAGAAAUUCUUGAAGGAGAUGAUAACUUUCAACAAUGAAUUCAACCUAAUUAACCACAGAAAUGCUGUUUUUCACACCCAAGCCCUAUCUAAAAUCCAGAGCUUGGAGCUGGAAGCUGAAACUCUACACAAAGAGAUGGACUUGCUGAAGCAAAAGAACACUUUGCUAAGCUCCAUGGAGGCAGAGAAGAUAUCACUAGAAGCCGAGCUCCAGGAUAUACAAUCACAGCUUACAGAUGCAGAGAAAGCACUGAAGGAAGCAGUGGCUCUGACAGAGAGCUUGAAGACAGAGAGGCUCAUGGUCCGUCAGAAACCCUUGACAGACAGCACCUGUAUUAGACUCAAGAAAGAGCUGGAGUUGUACAGAGAAGAAGAGCUUGAGCUUCUGCGAGAGACCAUCAGCUCUGAGAUUCGCUCCCUGCAGCUGAAACUAUCACAGAAGGGAACUUUGUGUUGAGAGUGCUUCAGUAACCCUGUGUUUUGUUGGCUUAUAUUACCGUCACUUAUAUUUUGCCUUGAAAUGAUUCAAUUUAGUUGGUAACAGACUUCAUGUACAGUUUAAAUAGUAUUGUAACAACUAUAGUUUAGAUCUUGCUAAAAAGUUUAACUAAACUAGCUCUUUCUAGAGUAGAAAUGUCCUUGUCGUUAGAUGCCUGUCUUUAUCUCAGGCAAGGCACUGAUUCUAUAUUAUACGUUCACUUUGCAGUUUUGUCAAAAACGCUGAUAACACUGACAUCUAGUGGUUCUGUUGCAUCUGUACAUCGCAAAGAGAACAUUUAAAUGAGCUUGUAUCUAUGCUUACAAAUAGACUAAAUUGUGUUCAUGUAAUUCCCCAAAAUAGGCUGCUGCUUUGUUAUUAAAUACGUCAUUAAACGUUUGGUACAAAAAUGGAAAUUGGCUAUUUUGGCUGUAUAAAGAAAAUCACACUUGAUUUCUCAGCGUGGUGGCAAUGUUGCACAUUAAGCAAUUGUGUUUAAAAUGAACAGGGACAGAAUCAUUGACCUCAGGCUAUGAUUGGUAAGACUGGAUGACUGGUGCACAUCUGCCAUUAAGCUGAUCUGUCUGAUUCCUGUCUCCGCCAUAGACCCCAAUGGGAAGAUUACUCCCGCCACGGAAAUUAAAUCCUCUGAAGCUCUCUUAGUAAUAGCUGCUUUAUUUCUCAAUUGUCUGAGCAAAUUUAAAUGUAUACUGUAAAAUCGCUUAGAGAAACAUGACUAAUGUCUGCAGAUUUUGUAAAUCUCUUCCCCAGCAAUUAGAACCGCUAAUACUUUGAAUAAAACGAUAAAUAGGCUGAAAUAAAUA
Messenger RNA from Puntigrus tetrazona (Sumatra barb), 1663 nucleotides. It is a transcript of the gene ccdc172, whose product is annotated as coiled-coil domain containing 172. Gene Ontology annotation, cellular component: cytoplasm. The transcript has 8 exons. The record is from RefSeq and is a predicted model, not a curated record. NCBI's taxonomy places the organism in Eukaryota, Metazoa, Chordata, Actinopteri, Cypriniformes, Cyprinidae. Bases 78 to 818 code for a protein of 246 amino acids.